AUGGCGGAAAAGUGGGUUUGUUCUAUUGUUCCACUUCUCUUUACAGCUCAUCUUGUGCUUCCAGGAGUUUUAGGAGAAGAAUGUGCUCCAGUUAACCACAAUAUUAAGGUCCUAAAAGAGUAAGUUUGUCGUCGAUAGAUUUUUGUCUGAUGUUUUGAUUUGUGUACAGGAGGGGUCGAGUGGCACAUCGAUCGGUAGUUUCGAAAACGAAGCACUCGAAAACGAAGACUUAAGCAGGAAGCACCCAAAUCUCGAAAACGAAGCACCAAGAACUGGAAAACGAAGCACCCAAAUCCCGAAAACGAAGCACCCAAACUCGAAAACGAAGCACCCACCCAAAACGCGGAACCUGUCUGCCCUUAAAAACCAAAAUGAAAAUGACGGAAGAGGAAGCGCUUUUUUGGCCCCAGGCUAUUACCCGAGGACAAUUUCUGUCUGGAUCUGAUCUGUAUCACGCAGUGUCAUAGAUCCCUAAUAUGUCGUCAUAAACAUGUAUGUGUACCCAAAAAAUGCUUAUUAGAUAAGAUGUGUCAAGUAUCACGAGACUAAUGAUGCAGGACUUGCUAUCUAGAAACGUUCAGUUAAACAGCAGCCUGGUCAAACAGUUCGCAGGCUCAAAAUAAAACCUUAGGAUGGAUUUGUGGACCUUUGGAGGUGCGGAUGCAUCCAUUGUCUCCUUAAAGUUGUAGUUUGUCAACGUAGAGUGGUUUUGGGUGCUUCGUUUUCGAGUUUUGGGUGCUUCGUUUUCGAGUUUUGGGUGCUUCGUUUUCGAGAUUUGGGUGCUUCGUUUUCUAGUUUUGGGUGCUUCGUUUUCGAGAUUUGGGUGCUUCAUGCUUCGGUCUUUGUUUGCGAGUGCUUCAUUUUCGAAACUACCCAGGUCGAACUGUAUGAAGAAAUACAACGAUCAAGACCCUUGUUAUCUAAUUUUGAGUCCAAGACUAAUCCAAGGCUAGGAUACAACAUGAAAAAAAAAAGGAACAAACAUAACAACAUAUAUGUGAUGUGUUGGGUUACAAGGUCUUAAAACAGAUCGCACACAUAUUAUUUUGAGGUGCUGUGUUACAACGGUCAGAGGUUUGUAUGAGACUGAAACAGAUGUAAUUCAAAAAAAGAAAGAAAGAAGGUUAAUUUAUAAAGAAAGUUACCUUACCUUGUUUCAAUGUUGCAUUCCUUGUCUUUCAUCUGCAUUUUAGCCCAAUUUCAGAAGAUGUAGCUCAACAAUUUCGUGGGGAAAACACGGGAGAUGGCAAUUUGUCAAGAUGGGCAGAAAUCAGGCUUAAAAGCAGAUGAACACCUGGCCCCGGUUGUUUAAAAAAUGAAUAGCGCCAUCCACCAGAUAAAUCAGUAUCCAGCGGAUAAGUAGUAUGAAGACCAAAUGCGUUAUUCAUCGGAUAGUGAUUUAUCCAGUAGAUAGUGCUAUCCACCUUUUGAACAACUGGAGGCUGUAGUGAAUGACAUUUCUUGCCCUGAGACAUUCAUUAUAAACAAAGCAACUGGUUUUCCAAUUCGUGUUUACAUGACAUGUUUACUUUUAUUAUUAUUAUUUUUUUUGCAUCCUUUUCUAUUUCGUCGCUGACUGUUUUAGCAUCCUGUAUAGUCACAUGACUUCUAGGAUUAAUAAAAAUGUAUGUAUAUAUGUAUGACUGUGUAAUUAGACUGCUAGCAGUCCCUCAGCUGGAUUGUCCCACAUGAACGCAUGUUACUUGUAAGUCAGGAAAAGAUGAAAUGAAAAGGAAGGGCUGCAUUCCCUUAUACUGCUACUACUAUAUGCCAGCCAAACUACCUUGCAAGCAAGUGUAACAGUAAGUUGACAUGUCAAUAAGUAGAAUUGUUCGAGCUUGAAAAACAGUGUGUUGACCAUGCCUCCUUGUUUAUGGAUAAAUCACAUUUUCCAUUGUCGGGGCUGCAGUGAAUUUGAACACGUUGAUUACAAAAGAGAUUGUAGUCAUCUCUUUUCUUUUCAUCUUCUCCUUCACAUGUUUGGUUAUAAUGGAUUCGUGCAUGAUAUUUUUGCAUUUUUUUGUCAUUAACAUCUAGGCGUGAGUACUGGGAGUUUGAAAUACAAGAUCCGGGAGUGCCAAGAUGCGAUCAAUUCGAAGUAGAAGGCAAAAACACCUCAUGUGUAUUCUACUUUUCAAUAUGUAAAGAAGUUCCGGGAUACUGCCCUGCAGGUUCUGGGAUUUGUCUGGCAAACAAAGUCUUUCUUGCAGACAAACUGAACAAAACUUUGUAUACACGAUUUAUCGACAUUGGAACUGCCAGUAAAGAUUUCAAUUCAGGUAGGGCUCUAGUCUUAUUUAGUCAACAUUCGCAGUAGGUCGAGAUGCAGUUGAACUUCCUGUAAGCUUAUAAUAUUAUUAGGGUCAGCUUAAGGGGUGGGGUAACAGUAAAAAAAGUUAGUUUGUCACUGGAGUUCAAAAUACAUGCUUCAGUCCAGAUAAAGAACGGCGGCCCAGGAAUAUUGCCAAAAUCGCAGGAAAAGCUAGAGAUUCAUAUAUGUGUACAUACAGUCAACUUUCGCCUUGCAGACACCCCGUUAUUAUGCAAACCCUGAUAAAACGGACAGUAGCUAAAUCCCUGGCAAAAACAAAUUACAGACAUUUGACUGAAAGAAACUCCGACUAUUAUGAACUCUCGCUAAAGAGGACACUAACUCGCAGUCCCUACAAUGUCCUCUAUAAAGGGAGUUGAUUGUAUAAUGAAUCGUUCCAUUGUGUGUAUCUGAAAAAGGGAAAUUGUUGCCAGCAUUAACCUCCACAGGUGAGGUGACCAGUCGCAGCAAUUUUAUGACCAUUAUAUAGAUUAUGGCAUAUAUAGAAAACCCUCUGAUCAUUUGAAGGCUGUACAAUCAGUGACGUGUAGUAGUGUUGCACAAUAUUUUUAGAAUAGAUUGAUAUUUUUCAAAAUCUGUUCAUGAAGACAAAUUUUUAACCAUGGUGGUUAAUGCAUGUAUUGCAUUUGUUUCUUUUCAAAUGUUGAUAACAUUAGUUUGUGGUAAGGACUUGAGGUUAGAAAAUAAGCUUCGAAUGAGGUUAAAAUGCAAAAGAACAUUUAUAAAUAAUAAAUUAUAAAUGGAUUAUCUUUUAGGAUUUAACCAUUAAAUUACUCUUGCUUGCAUAAUUUAAUUAUCAUUACCUUCAGGAAAUGGUCUCCAUUCCCUUAUUCAUUUUUCAUUUCUUCUUUUCUUCUUUUUUUCACUGCUGUCAAGGACCAAACGAUUUCACUCUGACAUUCUUUCACUCCAAGUCUACUAUAACUCUAUUCACGUUCAAGUGUGACGAGUUUGCAAAGUGGGAAGAUCAUUUAGAUGAUGGUAAAGUUAAUCAAUACCUAGUCAGUGCAACUUAUCCCCUUGAGGAAUAUGAGGUAUUAAGAACCGGGCAUAUUAUUAUUAAACAGUGCUUAAUACAUGUAGUCUUUAGAAUUUAUAACGUCAUCUAUGUGAUCGAAAUAUAGGUGGAUUGAAAAGGAACUGUGUUCUGUCUUCAUUUGUGAUUAGUUUACUAGUUCGAGCACUCUGGCAUGGCUUAAAUGAUACCACAAUAAUAAUUGUGGGAUCAUUUGGGGUGGCUUUAUAGCUAAACCUCCACCAUAGCAUCAGUGGUGCUGCAAAAGUAAUGUUUACAUACAAAUGUGCCUUUUACAGUUAAAGGUGCAUAUUUUAAAAAAUGCAAAAGCAAAAAAGGAAGGCUGACACAAUGUGGUACAUGUGGGUAAGGUGCAUGUCAUUGGAAUAUCUAAGAAAAUCCAGGGAUGUUUGCGAUUUGAUUGACCUUUCUCAAGAAGUGAUUGGAUCUUGUGUGAUUAUUCACAUUUUCCAUCAAAGCAACUUCAAAAUACCUGACCACCUUGAAUCAAACUUAAUCAACUGCUCCAUUUGUCCCAAAGUGCUAAAAAGUGUGUUUCAGUUCACAGUCCUGUUGUACUUUGAGUCAUCGAGUAAAACGACUGAAGUACCCGAGUCUUGUGGUUUCAAAUUUUGAAUUAGUUUAAGUUGCUUGAGAAGAAUCAUACAUAAAUUAUUAUUUGAAAUCGCUUAAUUUGAAGUCUUAAAAGAACAUAGAAUGAUCCUUUAUUCUUGCAUUUGUUAUGCAGUAAUUUUGAGAAUUGUGGGUCUCCAGGAGCAACAUUUAAAGAUGCAUUAAAAGUGGCUGAGUAAUCUGAACUUUAACCUUUCCAUCCUCCUUAGCUGCAAACGCGAACACCGGCUGGCCACGAUGCAAUUCAGACUGUUUCUUUUUCAUCUUGUUUUGUUUUAAUUUUUCUCAGGCUCACAUGUGUGCUCCUCUAUUAGUUUCAUUUCUCCUUUAUCCCUCUCACUCUUAACCUGUGUACAGACAAGAGGGGGGCGUCUGUACACAGCCUAUCCCACUCUCUAAAAGACAAAGGAAUGAAAACUAAAAAACACGUAAGAACAGGGGUCAGAGAAGCUGUUCUUAUGGAUACAGUGUAAGCCAAACUCUCAGGAUUUGAUGUUCACUCUCUCUCUCUUCUCACAUUCAGUACAGUUUUGUGUUCAACUAUUCUGGUGCGUGCAAACAGGGCGGUGGUGGAGGUGGUGGUGGUGGAGGAGGAGGUGACGAGGGACCUAAGGAUGUUCUGA
Molecule: messenger RNA, 4603 nt
Organism: Porites evermanni
Lineage: Eukaryota; Metazoa; Cnidaria; Anthozoa; Scleractinia; Poritidae
Source: the annotation of a GenBank genome assembly